This is a messenger RNA of Iphiclides podalirius (scarce swallowtail), 444 nucleotides long. The record is from the annotation of a GenBank genome assembly. NCBI's taxonomy places the organism in Eukaryota, Metazoa, Arthropoda, Insecta, Lepidoptera, Papilionidae.
AUGAAUAUAAAAAAAGUUGUGAAGUUAGCUGUAUCAUUAAACAUUGUAGAAAAUUUAUCAUUACUUGGACUGACUUAUUGGACAUCUUCUUAUAACUAUCCAUAUCAUGAAAUAUGUUUCAAGACAUUUGUUGGAACAUCUAUAUUCUAUAUGCUAUUCAUAUGCAUAUUACUUACCCAGUACCGCAGGAAGCCUCACAUGACAAACUUGGAGAGAAACUCUGUUAAAUUGAAAUGGAGAGCAUUUUUUGUUAAUGUUGUUUCAUUUGCUAUAGCAGCCUAUUUUUUUCUGAGACACAAUAGACUCUGUGAACCCUAUGUUUAUUCAAUGUUUGGAUUUUCUGAAUACAUUGUUGUGUUUAGCAAUAUUGCUUUCCACAUGACAACUGUAUAUGAUUUAAAAAGAAGACAUGUCUUCAUUAGUGCAAGAGGUGUUGUUAUAGAA